GAUAAAAUCGAAGAAAUAACUGUCAGUGAAACAGUAUUCUACCCUUCUAUCCCUCCUGUCUCUCCUGCCUCUAUCUGUAUUGAUUCCUGUUCGGAGGCCCCUGUCACCACCUCUGCCCUCAUCCUCCCUUCUCUCUCUCCUACCAGAAUCUUGCCUUCGGCUCCCCCAGCCCUUCUGUUUUAUAAUUUAACUAGUAUAGAAAAUAAUAAAUUUAUUAGUGACUUAAUUACUGUUGUUAAUAAUGGCUUUGACGGAAUUGACAUUAAUUAUCCCUUUAAACUUCCAUGCAAUCCAUUUAACUCUAGCUAUUACUUUGAUUUUAAUUAUACUUUUUUAAGUUUUGUAAAUGCCACAGCAAUACAAUUAGGCAAUAAGAAUUUAAUGAUCACGGCAGGCCAAUAUCCUGUAUAUGGCAUUAACUUCAAUAGCAGUAUCAUUAGUUUUGUAAAUAUUCAGAAUGAUUAUAUAGAUAGUUCAAAACUCGUUUUAGACGUCAAAUUUGGAGGCAUCAUCGAAAUUGUUUCUUCCAAUAAUAUUAAGUCAGACAUUGAUAAUCAACUCCUUCAGCAAGUAAAUGACCCAAAUUUUAAGUUUUCCUUUCCUGACGAACAGAUUCUGAAUCAAUAUAACUAUUCAUCAUAUGCAUAUUGGACCUAUGAUUAUCAAUCGUUAAAUGCUAAACUCGACUUUGUGAAAAGCAGUAAUUUAGCAGAAAUUGCGAUUGCAGAUAUCACCAAAGAUUCUAAAAAUUUAAGAUUGACAAAUUUCAUUUUGGGAAUUCAACCAAAUAGAUCUUCAAAUACUUCUCCAUCUUCAACUCCGUUUAAUACAGAUCCAAUAGUGGGUGGUACAAUAGGCUCUCUUGUUUUUGUUAGUGCAUUAGUUGCUGCUGGUUUAUUGAAAACACAAAGCAAGUUCAAUGCCAAAGAUAUGGAGGGAGGCACUUUUAUCUUGAAGUACAUUUACACUGUACUAGAGAUAAAGCAUCAUAAAAAUGUAUCUGGCUUAGCUGACGAAGACAAAGGACAGCUAUUGGACUACAUCCGGGUCCUAGUCCAACAGCAGCCAUCUCAACGAUUGUUUUCAGCGUCUUGUCUGAUGGCAUUUUUUCUACGUGAUGACUUUCGAUAG
Dentiscutata erythropus is the source of this 1131-nucleotide messenger RNA. Lineage: Eukaryota; Fungi; Glomeromycota; Glomeromycetes; Diversisporales; Gigasporaceae. The record is from the annotation of a GenBank genome assembly.